AUGAACAGCCUAGACGGCGCAGAUGUUGUUCAAGAUGAUGGCACAAUCUCCGAGAAACGCCGACAACUCGCCGCCACCUCAUCCAAAUCAGACCAUGGGACCCCACGAACCGCUGCGCAUGGCGCCGAUCGAAGGACACAGUCACGACGCCGGAAGGUGAAGGCUUGGGUGCUGGCCUGCUACCAGCAGUUUAUUGUCGAAUUCCUUCUCCGCCAGAAACCUCUGCCACCAUCCAAGGACGGUCGUCGGAUUCCCCUGAAUCUGGAUUCCCUGCAAACUCCACAGCUUAUUGAUGAGAGGCGAGGCCACGCCUUCAUCUCAAACGCCAUUCGUACAUCGCGGUACAACGUCUUCGAUUUCUUUCCCAAGCAGCUGUUCUUCCAGUUCUCUCGCCUGGGGAAUUUCUAUUUUCUUUGUGUCGGCAUACCGCAGACCAUCCCUGGUAUCAGCACAACGGGAAAUGUAACGACAAUUCUGCCACUGCUGUUCUUUGUCCUCUUGACUAUCAUCAAAGAGGGUUAUGAUGACUACAAGAGACAUCGGCUGGACAAGGUUGAGAAUGCGCAACCCGUAACCGUUUUGCGCAGGGCGGAUCACUCAUCCGGCUCGGAAACAAAGUACAGCUUGGGCUUCGGGCACUCCGUCCACAGGUCUCUCAACCACCAACGCCACAAGCGCACUGGAACUAUCGAACCGGGCCUGCCAGGGGCCGUUGAUGGUUUCCAGUGGACAGGCGCGGCGUGGAAGGACCUCAGGGUGGGUGAUGUGGUCAAGCUGAGCAGGGACCAAGACAUACCUGCCGAUCUCGUGUUGCUCCAUGCCGAUGGCGAAAAUGGGCUGGCUUACGUCGAGACCAUGGCUCUGGAUGGCGAGACGAACCUCAAGAGCAAGCAGGUCCUGCCAGAAUUCCACAACUGCGACACGAUUCCGGGACUCAUGACCUGCAAGGCAGAAUUCGUGGUGGAAGACCCCAACGCCGACCUAUACAGCUUCGACGGUCGUGUUACCUUGAGCGACAAGACGGUGCCUCUUACUCUCAAUGAAGUCAUCUACCGCGGUAGCACUCUUCGGAACACGCCAUGCGCCAUCGGAGUUGUCAUCAAUACCGGCGAGGAGUGCAAGAUCCGCAUGAACGCCAACCACCAUCCUAGGGCAAAACGACCAGCUCUUGAGAGGGUCUACAACAGGGUAGUCCUCAGCCUAGUAUUUUAUGUGAUCUGUCUCACCAUGGGCUGCUCCAUUGGCUACCUCCUAUGGCAACGGUCCACCGAAAACUACGCCUGGUAUCUCGACGGAUAUACUGUUCCGGGUCAGGACAUCAUCAUCGGCUACGCGAUCAUGUUCAAUAACGUGAUACCAUUGGCUCUCUAUGUGAGUCUGGAAAUCGUUAAGAUCGGGCAGAUGUUGAUGUUAAAUGGGGAUAUGGGCAUGUUCGACGAGGCGACCAAUACGCCAGCAAGAUGCAACACCAACACGAUUCUGGAGAACCUGGGUCAGAUCGGAUAUAUCUUUUCCGACAAGACGGGUACUCUGACGGAGAAUGUCAUGAAAUUCAGGAAGGUGACUAUCGCAGGCACAGCAUGGUUGCACCAGGCAGAUCUAUGCCAGGAGCAAGACGCCUCGGCGGGCGAUGUGAAGACGGAACCGAGCCCAGAGAAGGAUUCCUCCCGUAUACGGUCCUUGGAGAUUGACAGUGAGGCACGGCCUGGUAUCACUCUGUCAAGCCCCGCUGAUGACACUGUUCAAUCCCCGACGUCUGGCCGACGGUCAUCCUCCCAAUGGAGACCCACUGCCCGUGCAAGUCAUGCUCAGCCUGAUGUCACAACGGAUGACCUGCUCGAGUUCAUUCGCUAUCGACCACAGGCAACAUUCUCUCGAAAAGCAGUGCAGUACAUUCUCGCUAUGGCUCUCUGCCACACUUGCCUCCCAGAGAUCAGAGACGACAAGAUCGAAUAUCAAGCCUCGUCACCAGAUGAGCUGGCUCUCGUCAGAGCGGCCCAGGAACUCGGGUAUACGGUCGUCCAGCGUUCUUCCCAGCAGGUCACCCUGCGGGUCUCCAACGCAGAUGGAUCAGAGGUCACCAGAGUGUAUGAGAUCCUCGAUGUAAUCGAGUUCAGCAGCAAGCGGAAGCGAAUGACAAUCAUUCUGCGAUGUCCUGACGGCAGAAUAUGGCUGAUCUCCAAGGGAGCUGACUCCAUGAUUCUGCCACGCCUAAGAAUGGCCCAGGUCGCGCUACAAAAAGCGCAAGAGGUACGCCAGAGUGCGGAUAUGGAGCGCGCACUUCAGAGGAAAAGUUUGCAGCAAGAACCGCGCAACAGCUUCGGCGGCAGACCGAGCCUGACAAUCCGUCGUAGUAUUGGAGGCAACAGGUCAAGUAUAGCCGCUUCCAAUCUUCGUCCUCCAAUGUCCGGCAGGAGCAAAUCGUUCGAGAUCAACAGUGUCUACAGCGCACAGGACCGCUCACGACCAUCGCUCACGAGGGGAUUGUCGCUUGAUGUAACGCCUUUUCUCACUCCCAGCUCGCCUCGGUCGCGUUCUGUGGCCGGUCGUCAGGCCAACAAAUUCGCAUUCCUGGACGAUCCAUCGAUCAACGAUGAGGCGACAAUCUUCACGCGGUCUUUCAAGCUUCUUGAUGAUUUUGCGACGGAAGGCUUGCGCACACUGCUCUUCGCCCACAAAUACAUCUCUGAGGCAGACUACCAAGCGUGGAAAAAAGUCUAUCACUCUGCCGAGACAAGCAUCGUUGAGAGACAGGCUCGGAUUGAAGAAGCUGGCGACCUGAUCGAACAGAACCUGGAGCUGGUUGGUGCUUCUGCAAUCGAGGAUAAACUGCAGAAGGGUGUCCCGGAAACGAUCGACAAGCUUCGUCGGGCGAAUAUCAAGAUCUGGAUGCUCACGGGCGACAAGCGCGAGACUGCAAUCAACAUCGCUCAUUCAGCGCAAAUUUGUCUCCCAGAGUCCCAGGUUCACAUCCUCGAUGUGACCUUGGGCGACCUCGAGUCACAGAUGCUCGAGAUCCUUGACGACCUGCAGAUCUCAGAGAAUGGACCAACACCAGUGGCCAGCAGUCAUACCGUCGUGGUCAUUGACGGGCAGACCCUCGCUUCCAUUGAGAGUCCCUCGGGCGAUUCAACAGACACACAGCUAAAGGACCUGCUCUUUAGACUGAUCCCCUACAUUGAUAGCGUGAUCUGCUGCCGCGCGUCACCUGCUCAAAAGGCUUUCAUCGUGCGCGCCACGCGCAAGACCACUUCGCACCGCCCUGUGACUUCCCCUUCCCUCACUCUCGCCAUCGGUGACGGCGCAAAUGAUCUUGCCAUGAUUGCCGAAGCUCAUGUGGGCGUGGGCAUUUCAGGUCGCGAAGGGCUUCAAGCCGCUCGGGUCGCAGACUAUGCAAUUUCUCAAUUUUGCUUCCUUCAGCGCCUUUUACUGGUUCAUGGACGGUGGAAUUACACCCGCACGGCCAAAUUCGUCCUCUGGACCUUCUGGAAAGAGAUGCUGUUCUACCUACCUCAAGAGAUCUUCACAAGGUGGACUGGAUAUACCGGAACCUCGCUCUAUGAGAGCUGGAGUUUGACGGUGCUAAACGUCUUGUUCACGAGUCUCUGUGUGAUUGUGCCUGGGGUUUUUGAGCAGGAUCUGAAGGCUGACACGUUAUUGGCGGUGCCGGAACUCUACGUAUACGGCCAGAGAGGCAAGGCUCUCGAUUUCACAAAGUAUGCCGGCUGGAUGCUAGGUGCUGGCGUCGAGGGCGUGCUGUUAUUUUUUGGUUGCUGGGCUGGAAAUGGCAUUUUUGGUCAGCUUGGAGGCUUGAGAGACGAUGGUCUCUUUGCGUUUGGGGACCUCGUGUUCAGUGCUUGCAUCAUAUGGACGAACUGGAAGCUAUUGAUCAUUGAGACGCACUACAAAUCUGCCGUUGUUCUUACCUCCUUUUCCAUCACCGUCGCGGGGUGGUGGAUUUGGCAAGUCUUCCUAUCCGGCAUCUAUGCGAAAGCGCCCAGCCCCUACGAUGUCCGGAGCGGCUUCUUCGAUACAUUCGGCCGAGACCCGGGAUGGUGGCUGACUCUGAUUGUUGUCUUAACUCUAUUGUUCGUACUAGAGAUGGGCUUCAAGAUGGCCAAACGCACGAUGGUGAUUCUGGGUCUGUGGAAGUGGGGACGUGGUUGGUGGAAGAGGUGGCAUAAACAUAAUACGAAUUGGAUGGAGGAACACCUAGAGGAUUGGGAUCUAGGAUUAUGGCAAGAGAUGGAGCAGGACGACAACGUAAAGAAGAGGUUGGCAGACAUUCUAGCAGCGGAAGACAGGGGUGAUUACGACGAGGAGGAUAUGACGGGCAAUGUGUCCGUGGGUGGCGAGCAUGUUGUGGCAUAGCAUAACAUUUGCAGGGAUUUAUUAGUUUUUGUUUCUACGUGCUUUAUAUACAUGAUACCAUAUAGGAUACAGCAGAUUUCACCUAGC
This is a messenger RNA of Cryphonectria parasitica EP155, 4458 nucleotides long. RefSeq lists its product as uncharacterized. Gene Ontology annotation, molecular function: magnesium ion binding; ATP binding; ATPase-coupled intramembrane lipid carrier activity. NCBI's taxonomy places the organism in Eukaryota, Fungi, Ascomycota, Sordariomycetes, Diaporthales, Cryphonectriaceae. The coding region runs from base 1 to 4371 and encodes 1456 amino acids. The record is from RefSeq and is a predicted model, not a curated record. Gene Ontology annotation, biological process: post-Golgi vesicle-mediated transport; intracellular protein transport; phospholipid translocation. Gene Ontology annotation, cellular component: plasma membrane. The transcript has 2 exons.